This is a messenger RNA of Notodromas monacha, 2276 nucleotides long. The record is from the annotation of a GenBank genome assembly. NCBI's taxonomy places the organism in Eukaryota, Metazoa, Arthropoda, Ostracoda, Podocopida, Cyprididae.
AUGCAAAGGAACGACAAUACGACGCCCCGGAAAAACGAAGUCCCUGAUGGGAUUUCGACAGGCGCCGCGCUCUGCUUCGAGCGUUGUGCGACAGGUGCCGUACGCGUGCCUCGCGAGAGUAUGCUGGUGCUCUGCGCACUAGCAGAAGAAUCCAGCGUGGAUGAAGCAGCAGCCCUUUCCACGGACGCAGGCGACUCAAACGGCGCCUCUCCGUUGGAUCUGUACGCGGAAGAGGGUCACUCCGUGGACAAGCGACACGGGAAGAAGGGCGGCGGUCAUCGAAACCGUGGCUAUGGACACGGCGGCUACGGUAAAGUACACACACACUACGUCCACGUUCCCAAGUACAUUCCGGUAGUCAAGUACCGGACGCAGUACGUGCACGUACCCGUGUAUCGCACGGUUGUGAAGCCCAUCUACAAGCCUGUCGUGAAGCCCGUGUACAUCACACGCACCAAAAAAAUGGCUUGCCAUGAUCUGCCGGCCAGCCGUUACCGUACCCUGAUGACGCUCUUGUUUGGGAGUGCCAUGGAUCAGCCGAUGGUGCACAAUAGGCUACAAGCGUGCUCAACCAAGUUUCAAUUUGAGAAUGUUCUUUGUUUACCCUCAACCCGCCUGGCUUUCCAGUUUGAGAGAUCGGUGAGAAAGACGGACAGAAAUUAUUGUACGCGAGUGUCCGGCCGGGAGUCAGAAGCGUUCGGGCGGUUGCGCAGUGCAUUAGUGCAAGAUAUCUUUGAAGCUCAUACAUCCUCGAAAAAUCCGUGCACGUUCAGUUUGGGAAGUUUUCGAAAAUUCGUGCAGUUAAUGGAAGAAGAAUCAGAGCAAAGUAUUCGGCGUUUGUGCCUGAUUGGUGUGACAGGUUCGGGCAAGUCUACACUUGGCAAUGUUUUGCUGGGUCUCGACCCUGACCCCGGUGAAGACGGGGGAAAUUUAGCGGCUAUUUUCGGGUUUGCUACUGGAUCCGAUUCCGAUAGUGUUACUACAAAAGUUGAAAUUCUCGAUGGAUUUUGGCGUGGUGAUUCGUUCAGACCCAUUAGAGUUAUUGACACUCCAGGACAUGGUGACAACAAGGGCCGUGAUGAAGUUCAUCGCCAAGGAUUUAUUUCAGGGAUGGCCACUGAGAGAGAGAUUGAUGCCUUUGUUUGGGUCAAGAAUGCUCAGCAACCCCGAUAUGACACCUUGCAUCAGGAGUUUUUUGCCAUUUUUCUGGCAAUGUUCGGUCCUGCUUUUUACCGUAACCUUGUUGUGGUUUUCACGCAUUGGGGCUUCAGCGAGAAAGAAAACAGGAAGCGUCGAGGAAAAACAUUGGAGCAGGCAAUGUCUCAACUUUGGGCUUCUGUUUGCGAGGGUCAUGGCAUGCACCAACUUCCAGUGGCCCUCAGCCCUAUACCCAUGGUGGCUGUUGACGCACUUCAUGACUCAAAUGACCUAACAGAGGCUGAGUCUUUCCAACUCCAGCUUGAUAAGCUUUGGGCUAUCAUCAACAAUUUCAGCCGAUUGCCAGUUAUGGACAUUCAGAUGGUUCGGGACAAGCGAUCCGAGCUGCUCUUGCAGUUGGAGCUGAUGGAACGUGCGCACGAAGAAGAGCGGGACCAGUUGAUGCAGGAAAGGGAAGCUCUCCGAGCUGCGGUGGCAGUAAUGGAAGUUAGCCAGGCAACGCUGGAGAACAUUGCCGAGCAUUCACGAAAAAUUGCAGAAAUGGAGGCUGAAAAGCAGGCUCUGACAGCGAAGAUCAAGCAUCUGGAGAGAAUCAGCAGGGCUCCAUGGUGGCUCACUCUCAUGAUGAAGAUCGCUGAGCUCCUGGCAUCAGCUGGCCUUGACACGCUUCUGAACAAGAAGCUUGCGAAUAUUCUGAAUGCCAGCAAAGAAACUCAAGCUAAAAGCUUUCUGGGGCCCUUGACCGUUCAUCUUGCUCGAGCACUGCUCAAGAAAUACGUGGAUGGGAAAAAUGAAGACACACUGGCAGCAGCCUAUUCAUUCUUCGGAAUUCCCCGAGAGGCUAGUGAAAGUGAAAUUGAUGCAAGGUAUGAUUUUUUGAAGAGGCAAUUCUCGGAAAACAAUGAAUUGAGCUCACUUGAUGAGUUGAAUUUUGCCUUGGCAAAAAUAAAGGCUUCAUUGCAAUGCAAAGACCCCCUCGGUGAAGGCUGCAACUCCAUGGGAUGAAAUUUUUUUUGCAUUGCCCACUUCCACGAUCCUCAAGUAUAUUUUUGCAUUGAUCUCUUGGAAUGAUUCGUCAGUGGAAUUGCGUGAAAUAAAAAUUUUGGUUUGAUUCCAAA